Molecule: messenger RNA, 2890 nt
Organism: Macroventuria anomochaeta
Lineage: Eukaryota; Fungi; Ascomycota; Dothideomycetes; Pleosporales; Didymellaceae
Exons: 2
Coding region: 282-2621 (779 amino acids)
Source: RefSeq, a predicted model, not a curated record
CUCACGGGUGCUGCGCAUAUUCGCUAAUUGCUGCAUGACGCAUGACUCCUACCGUUAGUCGCCUCUAGCACGAAGCGAAGCAUUCAAACGGGUGAGACAAGUCUUCUAGAAGACCCGUGCAACUCGCAAAUACGAAGAUAUAUAAGCCAGCGACCCACUUCCUCAGCCCUAUAUUGCCAGUUCGCCGAUCGCUACCACAAUCAAGCCCAUGCAACAAGCCUUGCAGAAGAGCAUGGUGUAGUCCUCACGAUCACAUUGCUUCUCCAGACCUUGAACGUUUGAUGAUGGCCGCUACGGGACUGCCCCUCUUCUACACCGAUCAACAAUCGCACGCCGCAUCCUCCUACAUCUCACCUGCCUCAACCAUCAUCUCUGAUUCGAGCUUCUCUUGGAACAUGGCGCCGCGUACAGAAUCGAAUCCGAAUGCUCCUCAACCGCGCAGAUCGGUCAGCCCACGGACAACAGCCACUCCUACCACCACCACCACCGUCACCAGCAACAACAAUAGAGACGGAGGAUUUGCUUUCAUCGUGGGCAAUACACCUGCAGAGAUGAAGUCGAAGAAGCACAUGACUACUGUGCGCAAGAGAGCGAUGCGGGCUUACCUAGAGGCCAACAAAGAAGGAGCCAGGGAGCCCAAGAACUUAGUCACUGAGCGGUCACGAGUUAUGAGUGAGGACUCUGCUGGUUCACAGUCAAACAUUGAAAGUCAAUAUGCAGCCAUCGCGAAUGCCGCCAAUGAAGAAUCGACGAUUCCGAACGGGCUUGAGGGCAUAAGUGGAGGGAUGCAAAGCUCUGCAGCAGGAUCGACAUAUUCACAUCCAAGUCAGCAACCCUCAAGGCCCGAAGCUCACAGACCCGCGGGGCAGAGAGCACACGAGGAUACUCUCGAAACAGCACUCAUUGCCCCUCCCAGAACAAAUGAUCACGGUAUGCCACUGCCUUACGAUCGUGAAGCAUACCCACUGUUCGUCUCGUUUGGUGAGGGCGUUGAUCCUUUCAAGACGAUGUUUCAAUCAAGCUACCCACGAGUGUCGGUAGAAAGGAUGAAAUUUCUCUGUGCACGAUUCUUUGGUACCUACGCGAUGGGCCAGCACUGGAUUCCUACUGUUCUCAGCGCACCACACACGUUCCUGAGUACAUUGUGUUGUGCCUCAGCACACCUGGAUGCCAUAUUCGAACGCGACAUUGAAAGUGUUGAGACAUCUUCACUCCGCCAAGAAGUCAUGCACCUUAUUGGUCAAAAUAUGGUGCACCCGGGAAAGCAAGUUGGGGAUCUCAACAUCACCGCGUUAAUCCAGCUUAUCGUCAGCGAGGUCAUCGGACGUGAGGAGAUCUCCUUAAGGAUACACGAAGCCGGCCUCGAAAAGAUGAUUAGCCUGCGUGGCGGUCUCAACCAGCUGGGAAUGCGCGGCUACCUCGCAUCUACCUGCUCGUGGGUACUGCUUGAGUCCGCCAUACUUCGCGAAGAAAGACCACGAGACAUUUUCUCCAACUACUGCACAGCACGAUCGACUAAAAGACACCCUGUCACUGCAAUCAUCCCCGAGUCGCCUAUCUACCGUCCGCGACCCCAAUUCGAAACUCUCAGGAGGUCGAGAUAUUACAAGAAACGGACACUUGAGCUCUUAAAUGAUAUUCAAUCAAUGAUCGAGCUCUUUGUCAACCCAACAAAUUCAUCGCGUCGAGAUUCAAGGACCCUUCUAAGCUUCUACAGAGACAUUACGACCAAGUACCCACCAGUGUCCCAGAACCAGAGGCCAACACAAGAUGAUUACAAAUACGAGGCUAUCCGCAUUACGGCUAUUCUUCAAGCCACUGCGAUCGUGGAAUGCAUACCUCUAUCCAAAGCUCUUCCGCAUGCUGCUACGACAGUAUUGGGGACACCAUACUCAUUCGUAACGUCCUCGCACUCGAUUAACUCCCCAACCUCACCGCUGUCACCAAUGAACCUACGCCAUGACUCUUUGACUAGUCCCGGCACAGUCUCAUCAUAUGCGAACAGUCUCACCUUUCAGUCUUCAAGCUCAUACUUUGAUGCAUCGCGGUCCUCACUCUCUUCAAUGACAACAUCACACCCUUCCAUAUCGUCAACUGUAUCACACCCAUCUUCAUCGUCAAUAGCAACGUCGCAUUCUUCCGUAUCAUCGAUGCCAGAUUCACGUCCAUCUUACCACCUUUCGAGUUUCCGUCCGUCACGUCUAUUGACAACGUCUUCCCCCAACGAGUGUAAUCCAUUCGCCGACUACAUUACCGCUCCGACACAAAACACAUCAACCGCUCUUCUCCUCAAGCUCAAGGUCGCUCUUGACGCUUCAAACAUGUCAGAGUGUUGGCAGGACAUGGCUGGCGUACUGCUCUGGAUCGGGCUCACUGUCGGUGCAGCCAGUCACAGAAACGGAAACAGGAUUCUGGAGAAAUGGUACUCUGCUCUGUCCAUGCGAGCGAGCGUAUUGUUAUGUUUCCAAUACCCGGAAGCCAUCCACUCCACAAUGCUAACAAUGGGUCGAUUGGUCGACACGCUGCGCGAGCCGGACUCAUCUAGCACAGCAAACGCUACAAGGGCGCUGAUCAGGAGGGACAGCGAGGCCCCUGGAAAUGGAAAGAAGAGGAGAACAUGAAAUUGAACAUUAAGGAGUUCUCUUGACUCCAUGGACGUCGAGAGGGUGACGUCCAAUUAAGCUUCCCCAGAGUGGCAAAGCAUUCGGCGUCCCCGGUGUGGGUCUUCACGGUAAGGCUGACAGUGUAAGGCUGCCUGAGGCUCACAACGUCGUUAUGUUCUUUCUGUGCUUCGAUGUAUAUACUUGUGUUAGCUUUUUGUGGCAUCAGAGUUGCAGGCAGGGUUUGAGCAUCAUGAACAGCCGAGCGUGUACAAUAUACAGCAAUUGCA